ACAAAACUAUUUUCAUGAUUAAGCAGCAGAUAUUACAUGAGGAAGUACAAAAGAUAACACAACGAGGAAGCUUCUCCUCCCAAACAUAAUCCUCCUGUAAUGAGCAGAAUGCGUUUAUAAUGGAAGGAAUAAGCAAUGGUCUUUUUCUCCUCACUAUAUGUUUCACAGCAAGUGUUUUCCCACGUCAGUGCAGUAGCUUUAAUCUGGAUCUGACUAAUUACACAGAGUUUUCUGGGCCAAACGGGAGUUACUUUGGGUUUUCUGUGGAUUUUUUUCGGACAAGGAGCCAAGAAGUAAGCAUUAUAGUGGGUGCACCAAGAGACAAUGUCGGGCCUUCCCGUGGUGGUUCUGUCUUCUUCUGUCCCUGGAAUUCAACUGAACAAGCAUGUCAAAAAUUGAACUUCGACGAAACAGGAGAUGUAAACUUCACAUUUAUACAAAGACUCCUUGUGUCCCAUAAAUCAAACCAAUGGUUGGGAGCGACAGUGCGUACCUACGACAGCUUUGUCCUGGCCUGUGCUCCAUUAUUCCACUGGAAUGUGUUUGAGUACAAAGAUGAGGCCAUGAACACGCCAGUGGGAAACUGUCAGCUUCUAAAUGUGCUAACUGGAGAGUUAGCAAACUAUGCCCCCUGUAGGGGAAAUGAGGUGGAGAAUACUUAUGCGCAAAGAAAACAUUACCGAGACAGACGCUACUGUGAAGCAGGAUUUAGCUCAGACAUCUCUGAGGAUGGUAGAGUGGUCCUUGGCGCUCCUGGAGGCUUCUUCUUCCAAGGUCAGAUCAUUACUGCAUCCCUCCAAAACAUCAUGUACAGUGGCAGGACCUUUACUCCAGUUCACAGUGUGCCACAAGAGAAAACAUCACUUGAGACAUCAGACAAUUAUGACAUUUAUCUGGGCUUCUCUGUGGCAAUAGGUCAUUUCAAUGCUGACAACAUCUCAGACUAUGUCGCCAGCCUCCCACUUGACCUAAACUCAGCUGGUUCUGUCAAAAUCUUUGAUGGAGCUUCUCAAAUGUACCCCAGAAUCAUGACAUCUUUAAAGGGCUCUCAAGUAGCUUCCUAUUUUGGCCAUUGUAUUGCUGUGACUGACAUAAAUGGUGAUAGGAGGGAUGAUAUCCUAGUUGGCGCGCCUCUCUUCAUGGAGCACUUGUCCACACAUAAGCUGCGCGAGGUGGGCCAGGUGUACGUUUACCUGCAGAAGGAAGGUUACCGCUUCUCCCCAAAGCCUGAGCAGACCUUAUCAGGCACUCACCCUUACGGACGCUUUGGCAUCACUAUCGCUCCUUUGGGAGAUAUCAACCAUGAUGGCUACAAUGAUGUGGCCGUGGGGGCACCAGGCACUGGUGAAGGGGGUAUGGUGUUCAUCUAUAUGGGACAGAGUGAUGGUUUGAAACCACAGUAUGUGCAAGUCAUCAAGAGCCCUUUCCAGUCUCUUGCAUCAGCAUUCGGUUUUAGCAUAAGAGGAGGAACAGACAUCGACAACAAUGGAUAUCCAGAUGUUAUUGUUGGUGCAUGGGGAGCAGAUAAAGUGGCUGUAUACAGGUCAAAAGCUGUAGUGAUGACCAAAGCCCAGCUUUCCUUUCUACCUGAUUUCCUACAGCCUGAUGAAAAAUUAUGUCAGCUGCAUGGCAAUCCCAUCUCCUGCUUUACUAUCAGGCUGUGCAUUAGUGUGUCUGGGUACAAAAUACCAGAGGAGAUUGUGUUGAACGCGGAGCUCCAGCUGGAUAAACUGAAGCCAAAUGUGGCGAGACGGACCUUCCUGCUGGAGUCUCAACAGCCAUACAGCCGUUUUCAGCUCACCGUUAGGAGAGAUAAAGGAACAUUUUGUAAGAACCUCACCGCAUACUUACUGUCAGAGUUCAAGGACAAGCUGAGCCCUAUCUUCAUCUCACUGAUCUAUAGCCUAGCCAACACCCAUGAAGCAAUGUUACAUGGACAAAAUGUUGCAGUUGGCCAGACACAGAUUGUUCUUGACUGCGGUGAUGAUAACAUCUGCAUCCCUGAUUUGAAGCUUUCAGCCAAGGCGCGCACAGAUCCUCUCCUUAUUGGGGACGAGAACCCAGCUCUCCUGAUCAUCACUGCUGAGAAUCAUGGUGAAGGAGCGUAUGAGACAGAACUGUAUGUCCAUCUUCCACCUCAAACACACUACCAGGGUGUGCUAAGUGAUGAGGAGGGCUAUAGUCAUCUUCUUUGUGGUGCAAAGAAAGAUAAUGUCUCUGUCAUCGUGGUGUGUGAUCUGGGGAACCCAAUGAAAUCUAAACAGAAGAUCAUGGCUGGUCUGUACUUCAGUAUGGGAGGGCUGGAGGAGGUCGAGACCCAUGUGUCCUUCCAUUUACAAAUUAAAAGCAAGAACAGUCAUAACCCAGACAGCAACGCAGUGGAAGUGAAGAUCCAAGUUCAGGCUGUGGCUUUGCUUGAGAUGCGGGGAGUCUCCUCUCCUUCCGAGUUCGUCAUGCCAAUUGCCGAAUGGGAAUCAGAAGAUCCCCCCAAGAAUGUGGAGGAUGUGGGCCCCGUUGUAGAGCAUGUUUAUGAGUUAAGGAAUAAAGGGCCGAGUGCAGUCAAUGCCAAACUGGUGCUCCAUUUCCCAGUACAGCAGAAUGGCUCUUAUGUGCUCUAUGUGUUCAGCAACGCUUCAGAGGAACUCCUGACAUGCAACACAGACCGUUCCCAGAUCGAUCCAUAUAAGCUUGUGAAACCAGAGUUCAUUGAUACUACUGAGGCUCCUGUUCACCAUUUUAACAAACGGGAGGUGGAGGUGCAGGAGCUGGAGGUACAGCAGCAGCCUGUGCAUCAUCACAGAAGGACGGUGCAUGUGAAUUGCUCCAUUGAUCCGUGUGUGGUGUUCACCUGUGAGGCUCCAGCACUACAGAGAGAUGCCAGAGCCAUAGUGAGAGUGAUGGCACGUUUGUGGGUUGAUAGUUUCUUGCAGAGGCCUUAUGUGAACUACGUCCUCUUGUCCACUGCUCACUAUGAGGUAGUAAGCAUGCUGUCCAAGGUCCAACCAAAUGUCUUGCCUAGUGGUCAAGCAGAGACAAACACCAGUGUGGUUUGGAGGCAUCCUGAUGGCCAGGCGGACAUGCCACUGUCUUGGAUUGUGAUGGCCAUAAUUGCUGGCCUCCUGCUCCUGGCUUUGCUGAGCAUCAUCUUCUGGAAGGUGGGAUUUUUCAAGCGCAACCGUCCACCAACUGAUGAUGACCGUGAUGAGACCACUCAUGAGCUGAAAGAAGAGCAAUCAGAGUACGAAGAUGUCUCACCAAAAGACCAGUCCUGAAAAUUAUUACAACAAAUACAAAGUAUAUACCAAAUUGUACAUUUAAAAUGUGUGUCCUGCUAUUCAAACGUGUGUGAACACCUUCAUUUUCUUAUGUUUUAUUUUAAAAAAAAAAAGGUUUACCACGGUGUUGUUGAAUUCUCAAUUCUGAUUGGUCAAAAUGCGUUAAUUCAAUUUCUAUAUAAGUAACUCUGACAGUAAACCUGGCUUCAAGGCAAAUUACAGUUUUAUAUCAGUGCACUCAUUCUAAAAUGUUUUUAUAUUAAUAACUUACACGUGUGCAUGUACUGUAUGGUGGACACUUUACAUAAACAGACAUAAACAGAAAAAUAUGUGUAACUGUUAUGUAAUUGUUGCUAUAUUGAUAUUGUCUGUGAGUGUCAUGAAAUAUCUGAGAAAGACUAGAAACUAAGUUCCCCAUCAGCCACUAUACUUUGUCACAUAUCCUAAUUCACCUGUUUCACAUUUAACUCAUUAGCACUGUGCCUAUAUAUAACCACGUUCAGCACUGCAUAGUUGUCUUUCGGUGUUUGUGCUGUCUUCAUGUAUUAUGUUAUGCUUGUGGUUGGUUUCAUGUAGCCUACAUCUUGUUUGAUACUUCAUUAAAUGUUUCACUGAGCUUCUGUAUUUGCAUCCGCCUCUAAUUCUGAAUUGUGACAGAACACAAGACAGAGUAAAUGGAUGCAGCAGAUUAUUUUGAAAGGGAAAACCCGCAGUGGGAGAAGGAAGGGAGACGCUCCAUGAUCAAGGCUAAUCAGGAAUGGCUCGACGUGAUGUACUCCUUCAGGAUGUAUAUCCAGAAGGAUCCUUCCAGCCAGGCGGAAAACAUUUCCCACCCUCCCUGCCCCAUUAAGCAUUAAGGAUGUCGAUCUGCCUCCACCCCACAGUGUGGAUCUCGUUCAAGGGGGAGGUUCUGUCAUGUAAUCCUAGAAGGACUAGAAACUACGUUUCCCAUCAGCCACAGCACUCUCUCACACAUUCUGUCUCUCUCAGAUUUUUUCUCUCAGAUUCUCUCUCUCUCUCGCUCAGAUUUUUUUCUCUCUCACACAUUCUCUCUCAGAUUUUUUCUCUCUCGCUCAGAUUUUCUCUCUCACAUUCUCUCUCUCUCUCUCACUCAGAUUUUCUUUCUCUCACAUUCUCUCUCUCUCACACACACAUUCUCUCUCUAAGAUUUUCUCUCUCACAUUCACUCUCAGAUUUUCUCUCUCUCUCAGAUUUUUUUCUCUCUCACACAUUUUCUCUCUCUCAGAUUUUUUCUCUCAGAUUCUCUCUCUCUCAGAUUUAUUCUCUCUCAGAUUUUUUUUCUCUCUCUCAGAUUUUCUCUCUCAGAUUCUCUCUCUCUCUCACUCAGAUUUUCUCUCUCACACACAUUCUCUCUCUCAGAUUUUCUCUCUCACAUUCUCUCAGAUUUUCUCUCUCUCAGAUUUUCUCUCUCAGAUUUUCUCUCUCUCUCUCUCUCUCUCUCUCUCUCUCUCUCUCAGAAUUUCUCUCACAUUCUCUCUCUCUCUCUCAGAUUUUCUCUCUCACAUAUUAUCUCUCUCUCACAUUCUCUCUCUCUCACACAUUCUCUCUCUCACACACAGAGCACUGUAAGGUUGUCUUGCGUUGUUUGUUCUGUCCUCAUGUAUCACGUUAUGCUCGUGCUUGUUUUCAUGUAAGUCUUGUGUGGAGAUUUGUUUGAUACUUUUAUUAAAUGUUUCACUGAU
This is a messenger RNA of Ictalurus furcatus (blue catfish), 4978 nucleotides long. It is a transcript of the gene itga2b, whose product is annotated as integrin, alpha 2b. The coding region runs from base 120 to 3272 and encodes 1050 amino acids. The transcript has 30 exons. Gene Ontology annotation, molecular function: integrin binding. The record is from RefSeq and is a predicted model, not a curated record. Gene Ontology annotation, biological process: cell-matrix adhesion; cell adhesion mediated by integrin; integrin-mediated signaling pathway. Lineage: Eukaryota; Metazoa; Chordata; Actinopteri; Siluriformes; Ictaluridae. Gene Ontology annotation, cellular component: external side of plasma membrane; integrin complex.